UUAUCUUGAGUUUUGUUUUAGGCAGGAACAAUUAUGAUAGAUCAUACAACAGAGAUCAAGUCACCUGUAGACAACAAGUAUAAUUCAGAAAUGAAUAGUCUGGACAAUGCAGAUGAGAAUAAAGAUAGCACAAUACGAAGUCUUGAAGAAAAACUCAGAUUGUUAGAUGAAGAAAAGCUGAAUCUUACAAAUCAAAUCUAUGCAGCUGAAAAGAAAUAUCACGAACAAUUGGAAUCAUAUUCAGCGCGUUAUAUUAAUGCAGACUUUAGUUUAGCUCAAAUGGAAUAUAUAUUGCCUGCUAAAAGAGCCAAAUUGAGUAAAAUGCAUCCAUCAACCACAUCUGCUCAUUCAUCGAAUUCAAGCGGUAUCGAUGUUAGUUCAUUAAUCAUAUUGAAACAUUUCUUUGAACCGUCAAUGAAUCUUGUCUAUAAAAAAUUACAUGAAGCAACCAAGGAAGCACAAAAUAAAUAUCGACAAAGUAAUGAUGAUAUAUUAGCAUGGAGAUUUUCACCAGAAAGUCCAAUGGGAAAAUCAUUAAUGUCACGGAUUAGACACUUGUUAAAUGCUAAUGAAGAAUUAGGCAGAGUCAAUCAAACUGAUCGUGUAGCUAGACUGGAAUCGGAAGCUGAAUUACAAGCAACAUGUAUGAAAGAAUUUAUCAAAACCAAUGAAGACAUUGAAGGUGUACUCGAAGAAGCCUAUACUGAUUUAGAAGGUCUUCAAAGUAGUUUGUUAAUUUUGCAACAACAAAUAAAUCAAACUGAAUCAAUUGUUGAAACUUUGCAAAAUGAAUUGGAAUCACAUCAACCUGGUAUAGUUUCUGAACUGAUGGCUUCAAUGCUAUCAAAGUUUAAUACAGAAACAGAAACUGACUAUGGUAAUGAAGAUGGUGACAAUUGUAAACCAGCACCCAAUGAAGAUGAUGGCCAAUUUGAACAAGAUAAUCAGGAAGAUAACAGUGAUAAUGUUAAAUUAGAGGAAACGACUUCCGAUGAAAAGUAAAUAUUAUGAACCUCAUUUUGUUUAUAAAUACAAUGACACAAGUAUUUUUGUAUAGAUAUUUUAUAUACAUGCUUUUAGUUCCUUCUUAGUACAUAUAUUUAUUUCACGAAUGCAAUUUCGAUAUUCAUCACAUUGUAAAGUUUCUGUUACAUAAUGUCUUUGUGUUGUUUGUCCGGGCCUCGAAUAAUACAUUAAAUAAAAUUUAUGCCUCUU
Schistosoma turkestanicum is the source of this 1215-nucleotide messenger RNA. The record is from the annotation of a GenBank genome assembly. Lineage: Eukaryota; Metazoa; Platyhelminthes; Trematoda; Strigeidida; Schistosomatidae.